UCUCCACGGUAACCAUGAAGACAAACUUCUAAACAUACGUGAAAAUUAAAAGAACGCUGUAAACAAUUCUUGGCAAAUACAGUGAGAAACAAGUAAGUCUUCACAGAAGAAGUAACAAUGAAAGCUACUCCGAUUUGGGUCGAUAAGGUUCAAGACAAAUCCGAACGAUGUAUAUACGACCUGUGUUUCAAUCCAGAUGGGACUCAAUUAGUUAUCGCUGCUGGACAGCAAGUUCUCGUUUACGAAACCAACGAAGGCUCCCUAGUUCAACCACUAAAAGGACAUAAAGAUGUGGUUUACUGUGUAUGCUAUGCGAGAGAUGGUAAGAAAUUUGCAUCUGGUAGUGCUGAUAAAAGUGUCAUCAUUUGGACAUCGAGAUUGGAGGGUAUACUCAAAUAUUCACAUAAUGAAGCUGUUCAAGCUAUGCAGUUUAAUCCUGUGUCCCAUCAACUUUUAAGCUGUUCCUUGUCGGACAUAGCAUUCUGGUCUCCAGAACAGAAAGCAGUUGUAAAGCAUAAAUCGAGAGGAAGAGUAAAUUGUUGCGCUUGGACAAGCGAUGGCCAAUAUUUGGCUAUUGGUUUAGCAACUGGUUAUGUCUCUGUUAGAAAUAAAAAUGGAGAAGAACAGAUACGAAUAGAAAGACAAAGUGGAGUACCUGUUUGGAGUUUGCUAUGGAAUCGUCAAUGGGAAGAUUCAUCAGACGUUCUCUGCAUCGGAGAAUGGAAUGGAACUAUAAGCUUUUAUUCAAUUUCGGGAAAGCUAAUUGGGAAGGACAGGUCGUUCAAUUUUAUUCCUCUUAAAAUGUGCAAUUUCUCGGAGGGUCAAUACAUGCUGGUUUGCGGAAGUAAUAAACAAUGUAUAUUAAUGACACAUGAUGGGAUACAGUUGAUGAACGUCGGUGGUACAUUUUCAUCUUGGGUUUGGAGUGCUGCUGUACAUCCGACUUCUACCCACGUUGUACUCGGCUGCCAAGAUGGUACAAUUACCUAUUUACAAUUGUCUUGGGACGUUGUGCACGGAUUAUAUAGAGAUAGGUACGCGUACAGAGAAAAUAUGACUGAUGUCAUAAUACAAAAUUUGAUUACUAGUCAAAAAGUUCGUAUUAAGUGCAAGGAUCUGAUACAUCGUAUCGCUGUAUAUAAAAAUAGAUUAGCUGUACAAUUAUCGGAACGCGUGAUCAUUUACGAACCGUCGAGCUCGAACGAUGGAAUGCACUAUCGUAUAUAUGAAAAAUUGAAUCAACCGUUGAAUUGUGAUUUCCUCGUCGUCACUGCGAAUAAUUUGAUUCUGUGCAUGGAGAGAAGAUUGCAGAGUUUAUUCUUUAACGGGACAAUCGAAAGAGAGUGGAUACUCGAUGGGCUGAUAACUUAUAUAAAAGUUGUCAGCGGCCCGGUUGGACAGGAGUGCCUGAUCAUAGGUUUGAACAGUGGCUAUAUAGUAAAAAUAUACUUAGACAAUCCUUUCCCAGCAUACUUAAUAAAAAUCGAAGACUCCAACAGGUGCCUUGAUAUCAGUUCGUUCAAUGAAAAGCUCGCAGUCGUCAGCGAUCACGGAGUUCUAUAUGUAUACGAUUUGUACACUGAAGAAAAGAUCCAAGAGUUUCAGAAUGUAAACAGCGUGGCGUUCAACACCAGUUUCGAAGAUAUAAUGUGUUUCUCCAGUGGGGAGUAUUUAGCGAUCAAAGUAGGCGAUUUUACGGAAUACAAGCAAAAAUUUUCUGGAGUCGUUAUCGGCCACAAUGGAUCGAAGAUUUAUUGCCUAAAUGGUUCUUCUAUUGUCAUAAUGGAGGUGCCAUUAUCACUAUUUAUGUACCAAUAUAUAGACAUCGGUCUCUUUUCUCAUGCUUACAACAUAGCGUGUCUCGGAGUAGCCGAUUCCGACUGGUUUGCCUUGGGCACCGUUGCACUCGAAAACUUGGAGUUGGACAUAGCGUAUUCCUCGUUUGCUAAAGUGAAAAAUUUAAAAUACAUAGAAGUAGUGUCCGAGGUGGAGGAGAAGUUGAAAUCCGGAGAAUGGGGAAGAGAAGCGUGCAUGGCUACUGCUGCAGCCGCGAUGGGAAAGCUGAAGGAAGCCGCGAAGCUCUUCCAGAAAGCUGGACUCCAGCAAUACGCGUUGGCCAUGUACUCCGAUUUACGCAUGUUUGACAUCGCGCAAGAGUUUAUCGUCAGUGGCAACAAUCAGGAUCGUACAAUUUUGCUUCGUAAAAGAGCAGAAUGGGCAAAGAGCCUCGGGGAGCCUCGCGCAGCGGCCGAGAUGUUCCUCUCAGCGGGGGACACUGACCGUGCCAUCAACAUAAUCGCGGAGUACGGUUGGAUCGACAUGUUGAUCAAAGUUGGUAGACAACUCGAUAAAGCGGAUCGGGAUAAUUUGACGGUGAUCGCGAAGAAAUUGAAGAAGCUGGGCGCGACUCAUGGAGCGGCGGAAAUUUUCAGCCGCUUAGGCGAUGACCCAGACGUAGCCGAUGUCUUAGUGGAGGCUCAGGCAUGGCCGGAGGCGUUUGAAUUGGCUGAAAGGAAUCCUAAAUUGAAAGGCAGAAUAUACGGGCCGUAUGCGAGGUGGUUGGCAGAGACUGGCCAUUUCUCUGAGGCACAUAAAGCGUUUCAGAUGGCCGGACAAUCGGAUGAGUCUAUAAUAGUUUUGACGAUGUUAGCCAGGAACGCGGUUACGGAAAAAAGAUUUCGGGACGCAUCUUACUUUCAUUGGCUCCUUUCUCAGAUCAGUUUGAAUCUUAACAGAACCGCCGAGGAAUUACAAACGAUGUACUUCCAGUAUUACGAGAAAGCGGAAAUUUACUAUGCUUAUCACGAAGUCCAUAAAUACGUAGAAGAACCAUUUACGUCGUUGAUGCCCGAAGCUCUUUUUAACAUUUCGCGUUUUCUGUUAACUAAAACCGAGAAUAUCCAAGUGGAAGGAGUAUCGAAGUUCAUUAUAAUUUAUACGUUAUUGAAACAAGCUUCUCUUCUUGGUGCUAACAAACUCGCUAUGCAGUUACUUGAAAAACUGCGUAAAAUGAAAAUUCCACCGAAUCAAUUGAGCCAAUUGGAAACGUUGAAUUUAAACAGUCGAGCUUCCUCUUAUAGAGAUCCUGAAGAGCUGUUACCACUUUGUUACAAGUGUUCAACCUUUAAUCCUCUGUUACCAUCGAACAACCAAGGACAGUGCGUGCAGUGUGGAUUAAAAUUUCAAUACUCUUUCGUUAUGUUUGAAAUCCUACCGUUAGUCGAGUUUGAACUAGAAGAAAAUAUCUCGGACGAAGAGGCAGAGAAAUUAAUAAACGAAUCGUUAUCUUCCCCGGACGAUGUUAAUGAUACAGAUCAACUUUCUAUCACUUCCGAAGUAGAUCCUUUCACUGCUCGCUUAAUGAAAUACGAGGAGAAAUCUACUUCUACCAUAGUUGUUGGCAAAAAUGUGUUGAAAAGCAUGGAUCCGUGUACUGUGUUAAUCAUGAAAUGGCCCGAACCGUUUAAAACGAAGUAUUUCAAGAAUCUUUUACCCGACUUGCAAGUCACGUUCUGUAAAUCCUGUUUGAAGUUGUUUCACUUGGAUGAUUAUGAACUGGCUUUAUUACGACAUGGACGUUGCCCAUUUUGUAGGGCGAUAAAUAAAAUCUCUGAUUAGCAUCUUUUAAUUAGUUUUACAUUAGUCUUAGCGCGACAGAUUAUUACCAAUAGAAAUUAAAUUUAAAUCACGUUAUGAUGACUGGAUUUACGCGUCCUAUGCAUUACACAAUAAACUAUGUAACAAAUGUUCUAUUCUCUGCUUAAUCAAUAACUCGAAGCCGGAAGAGCGCAGAAAUUGAAAUAAUGUUUCUAGCAACUCUCGAUGACUGAAGUUUUAUUAAGAAUAAAAAAUGUCUGUCUACGCAACGAAAUCGUAUUAACAAUUUAUGAGGAAGUAAAUAUUUUGUCGAGUCUACUUUACGAUAGGCAUCCCGAAAAAUCCAGUUAUGUAAACGUUAGUAAAUAGUAGUAUCUCUGCGCUAAU
Ceratina calcarata is the source of this 3984-nucleotide messenger RNA. RefSeq names its product intraflagellar transport protein Oseg1 (gene Oseg1). Gene Ontology annotation, molecular function: protein binding. Gene Ontology annotation, biological process: intraciliary retrograde transport; protein localization to cilium; non-motile cilium assembly. The transcript has 15 exons. The record is from RefSeq and is a predicted model, not a curated record. NCBI's taxonomy places the organism in Eukaryota, Metazoa, Arthropoda, Insecta, Hymenoptera, Apidae. Gene Ontology annotation, cellular component: non-motile cilium; intraciliary transport particle A. The coding region runs from base 118 to 3618 and encodes 1166 amino acids.